AUGUCAAAUCGAUUACCAGAUAGAACAGCUUCAGAAUAUAUAGUGAACGAUGGAUCAGAAUCCAUAGAACCACCACCCCCAUAUUCAGAAUUUCCUACAGAAACGUCAGCAAAUAAUAGACAACUCGCAAAUGAAUGUAUUGGUAUUAAUGACCAUGACCGCGUCUUUCCUUCCAUGCCUGAAAUGCCUGAACAAACCCCACAAUUUACACAACCUUUACCUCAUCCAAAUAUGAGAACACCUCUUCAUUUUCCUAAUGAUUUUAUUCCUCCUCCUUCCAUGAGACCGCAUCGGAGGCCUAUAGUACGCGACUAUUCUUCACAACGCGCUGCGACACGACAAAUCAUCGAUAAUGAGGAUGAUUGUUGCUGUACAGCACCUUGUGAAAUAUCUACCUGGGGCUGUUUAAUCUAUUUAACUUUGUUUUCUUUACCAUUCGGAAUAUUUUGUUUUAUAUGGACAAUAACAACGAGCAUAAUGUGCUUUACUACUUUAAUAUUACCACCAUUAGGGUAUGUUAUGUGUUUAAUAACCGCCGCAUCUUAUAGGAUGCUUGGUCGAAUAGAACUUGUCACUCAACAAUUAUGCGGUGGACAACCGCGAUUAUUUCGUAACUUAGGGUAUCAAGCAUAUCCACCAGUAUUUUCUUUAGAAAAUCCCCCAACUUUACCUACUACUACAACUUCUUUAGAGUCCCGAGGUUGGUUUAAUUCAUCAUUUAGUUAUAUGACAGAUGCGUAUACUUGGAGAUGUCUUGUAUAUUUUAUGAUGAUUAAAUCUUUCCUGAGUGUUAUUACUUUUAUUAUAACGAUUUUGGCUGUAACUAUUUCUAUACCACUUGCUUUAUGUCUAUUGGGUCCUGCUUUGUAUCUAGUAAAAACUGUUGGCGUAUGGCAAAAAGAAGUGGCCUUUGAAUUCUUAGUAUUAUAA
Molecule: messenger RNA, 930 nt
Organism: Funneliformis mosseae
Lineage: Eukaryota; Fungi; Glomeromycota; Glomeromycetes; Glomerales; Glomeraceae
Source: the annotation of a GenBank genome assembly